CAACAUGUCAGCCCCCUGAUUCUGUAUUGAAUUACCCCGGAUUAUUGCAACUGACAUAACGAGAGUAGCCGGUACGUUAAAAUAAAAUAUGAGGUUACACUAGAGAUUAGAACGGGAAGGCAACAUCCGAGGAAAUCCUUUGGCGGAAUAACACUCGACCGAUCUCUGAUUCAGUUAGCAUCAUGGAGAAACUGACGGAAAUCGAGCUAGUGGGAGUGCUGGUGCAGGAGCAAAGGCAGGAGUAUGCCACUAGUCCCACAGGCCAAAUGAGUAGUAUAGAGGAUGUUGAGACAGACCAUGGAACGAUGCAGGUGGCCAUCCAGGGCGAGAAAACGAAGCCUGCUAUGGUGACGUUCCACGACAUCGGCCAGAACAGUGCAUCGUGCUAUGGUGGAUUCUUCAGCUUUGCAAACGUUCAGCCGUUGCUGCGCCACUUUAGCAUCUAUCACGUCAAUGCUCCUGGUCAACAGGAGAAUGCCCCGGCAUUACCUGAAAGCUUCGUGUAUCCUACGAUGGAGCAGCUGGGAGAGAUGAUCCUCACCGUGUGCAAUAAACUCGGAAUCAAGAGGUUUGUUGGAUUUGGAGUGGGCGCUGGUGCUAACGUUUUAUCGAGGUUCGCGAUUGUACACCCAACCAUGGUGGAUGCCCUUGUGUUGAUCAAUGGAGUGGCCAAGCAGGCAGGAUGGACAGAGUGGGGGUAUCAGAAGGUGAGCAACUGGUACCUGCGCGGAAAAGGCAUGACCGAGUUUAGUCAGGAUUACCUUCUGUGGCAUCACUUUGGCAAGGACACGACUGAACUCAACCAUGACCUGGUGACGAUAUUUAGGGAGAAUCUGCUAAAACUGAACCCGAUGAACCUCGCCAUGUUUGUAGAUUCAUGGAUCAGACGCACUGAUCUAAACAUAUGUCGUCAGCAAGACCCUGAGAAAAAGAAAGCAAUGAAAGGAAUCAAGUGUCAGGUGCUGGAGAUUACUGGUGCAUUUUCACCACACGUUGAUGACACAGUUGACAUGAACAGCCGACUGGACCCGACUAUUUCCAACUGGAUGAAGCUGUCUGACUGCGGCGGCUUAGUCCUGGAGGAGCAACCAGCGAAGGUGUGCGAAGCCCUCGUGCUCUUUCUACAGGGCAUGGGCUACGGUAAGUUGACCGUGGCUCUCGCCAAAGACAUGCCGCACACCUACCCGAUCUCUUGAACGCUCCCGCUCCGCCUCAUGAUCAGCCUUCCCACCGCACCUGCGAUGCUAAGCUGUACAGCAGCAGUCGAAUAUUUGUCUGUUCACUGGAAGGAGCCCGCGUUGUGUCGGUGCUGGUCCGUCACGUAUCGCGUCAUCAUCGACAGGAAGGAUGAGUGGCCUGCGCAUGCGGCAGUUGUAUUAUAGUUUGAGUACGUUGUAUUAUAGUUCCAGUGGAUGUAUAUGCAACAAGGAAGAAACUGCGGUUGGUCGUGGUUUGUUUAUUGCUUGUCGGUGAGGUUAUAUGGGUGGAGAUGGUUAGGAUGCCUGCGGCCAAAAGUUUCCGUGCGCGCGUUGUUGUCAUCUUCUGCCGCUAGGGGUCGGUACGAUACGAUCCGGCGUGAUCAGUUCAUAUUCUCCGGUGGGCAUAUGUCUCUAUGAAACAGAGUAACCGCGUGCCGUCAGUGUACGUCACGCACGAACUCGGCUAUCUCCGAAGUUGAAUGCAUACAACCUUCUGAUGGUGCUGGUGGGUUCUCCGUGCAUGCAACCGGGUAUGCAACACCGUUAGUAAGCUAAAUAUCAGUUCAUCGCGCGUGGCUCUGUAAACGAUGUUAUUUGUUGAAUAAUUUACAUGUUUACUCGUAUUUUCUGUCGUCCGCGCAGUUCUCAUAAAACAUGUAUAUUGGUAAAUGGAAAAAUGCUACGCGGUUAAAUCGGGUGCAUUUCCUGUGGUUCGUCAAACUCGUAUAGCUGCACGCGCAGUUAGCGAUUUUAAAUUGCAGGUGGCUGGCUUUGUGUGCUGUUGAUUUCGCUUGCUUUUAGUUUCAUCGGAACCAUUUCACUGCAUUUCCCGUCCGCGGGCUGCGACAUUUAUUGCGAAUGUUACGAGUACAUUGUGUCCGUAGCUUACCCGCGCUUGCUCGGAGGCGUUGCCUUUAGCUUACUGUGUUCGAACAUCAAGAGACAAAAUGAGAAUUCGAUGGCUUGCCUAGAUGUAAAGCCGAUGUAAUCCGAAUUCAGGCCCGCGUGCGCAUUUGGGAAUUGGAAAUGAUACAUGAGUGGCGUACGUAGUGAGCACCUGUCUGCACUCGCCCGUUCGCGUGUUGGAUGCUGAUACCGUUUAGCUAAUAUUAGUCAGUUAUGUAACGCUGGCAGACAUGCUGACGCCAUCUAGACGAGAUUUAAAAAAAAGAAUUCGCGGAAGGAUUUCACAGGUUAAUUAAUGUUUUUAAUAUUUUAAUAUUUAUGUUUAUAAUUUUUAAGGUGUUUUAGUAAGGAUAAUUUCGUUAUUGGUUUCGAAAUGCAAACUACUUUCGCGGAAUGUGCAUUGCAGAAUAGACGAACAUCUGAUAGUUAGCUGGAGCACAGGAAAUAUGCUUACAUGAAAAUUUAACGUGCCCCCGAUGAUAUGCCAAUAAUGUCGAUUUAUUAGCGUCCGAAUCAGCGUUUCCCGAUGGUAUAGCACGCCUGCUGUCCGCUGACCGGAAGGUUAUAUAUGACACUAAAUGUUUAAGGCUAACUCAUAGAUCACCCAUGAUGAUAUUCAUACGGCUUGAAGCCGAUGACGCCAGAUGUAGCAUGUGUGUGUAUGUCUCUUUUGGGAAGCCGCUAUUAAACUAGUGCUGUGUGCGAUGACAGUCCGCCGUCUCUAGGGCCCUAGAGUGCGCACGGCAAGUACAUGGCCGAUUGCGCUAAUUUCGUCAUAAGAGCAUUCUAUGAAUAAAUAAAGUACCGGGUCGUGCCCCCGCUAGUGGCCUGUGUUAUUGCGGAUGUUCCACGCUACGUCGACGCGUCACUAGCUGGGAAGCCCCUUGCUGUUGUCAGAAACAUCGUAAAUCGUUGUAACAAACACCAUGAAUAGUUGGGACUAUGAUGAGUCUCUGAGAUUUCUCUUAUUUCUUCUCAUUUUGUGACGUUAAAAAUCUUCUCUCUCUCUCUCUCUCUCUCUCUCUCUCUCACGCGGUCUCGCUCUGUCUCUCUCGUUCUCCCCUCUCUCUCUCGCGCGCGCUC
This is a messenger RNA of Priapulus caudatus, 3188 nucleotides long. Its product is annotated as protein NDRG3-like. Bases 183 to 1196 code for a protein of 337 amino acids. The record is from RefSeq and is a predicted model, not a curated record. NCBI's taxonomy places the organism in Eukaryota, Metazoa, Priapulida, Priapulimorpha, Priapulimorphida, Priapulidae. Gene Ontology annotation, cellular component: cytoplasm. Gene Ontology annotation, biological process: signal transduction. The transcript has 12 exons.